Molecule: messenger RNA, 1692 nt
Organism: Ophidiomyces ophidiicola
Lineage: Eukaryota; Fungi; Ascomycota; Eurotiomycetes; Onygenales; Onygenaceae
Gene: cct1
Product: chaperonin-containing T-complex alpha subunit Cct1
Exons: 6
Coding region: 1-1692 (563 amino acids)
Biological process (GO): protein folding
Cellular component (GO): chaperonin-containing T-complex
Molecular function (GO): ATP binding; ATP-dependent protein folding chaperone; ATP hydrolysis activity
Source: RefSeq, a predicted model, not a curated record
AUGGCCGCUAUUUUCGAGCAGUCUCGGAACUCUGGCACUCUCUUUCUCGGGGGUCAGAAACUCUCAGGGCAGGAUAUUCGUGACCAAAAUGUACUUGCUACUCAAGCCAUUGCAAAUGUCGUCAAGAGCUCUUUCGGCCCCUCUGGCCUCGAUAAAAUGAUGGUCGACGACAUCGGCGACGUCACCGUAACUAAUGAUGGAGCAACCAUCCUAAGCCUGCUGGACGUCGAACAUCCUGCUGGAAAGAUCCUCGUAGACCUGGCACAACAGCAGGACAAGGAGGUGGGAGAUGGAACUACUUCUGUCGUCCUUAUUGCUGCCGAGCUUCUUCGCCGAGGAAACGAAUUAAUGAGAAACCGAAUACACCCAACGACUAUCAUUACUGGCUACCGGUUAGCGCUCCGCGAGGCGGUGAAAUAUAUGAAUGAGAAUAUAAGCACCAAAGUCGAGACGCUUGGAAGGGAAAGCUUGAUAAACAUUGCUAAGACAUCCAUGUCAAGCAAGAUAAUUGGCUCAGAUGCAGACUUCUUUGCCAAUAUGGUCGUUGAUGCCAUAUCGUCGGUCAAGACUUUGAGUCCAAGGAGCGAAAUCAAGUAUCCCGUCAAAGCAGUAAAUAUCCUCAAAGCACAUGGCAAGAGUGCUACCGAAUCGAUGUUGGUCAGCGGUUAUGCCUUGAAUUGCACGGUGGCCUCGCAAGCCAUGCCCACGCGAAUUGUCGAUGCGAAAAUCGCUUGUCUUGAUAUGAAUUUACAGAAGGAAAGGAUGAAACUCGGAGUCCACAUUACCGUGGAAGACCCAACGCAGCUUGAAAAGAUUCGGGAACGGGAGUCCGGAAUAGUUCUGGAACGUGUGGAAAUGAUCUUAAAAGCCGGUGCGAAUGUAAUUCUCACGACCAAGGGAAUCGACGAUUUAUGUCUCAAGAUGUUUGUUGAAAGGGGUGCUAUGGCCGUUAGACGGUGUAAAAAGGAAGACUUGCGGCGAAUCGCAAAGGCCACCGGUGCUACCCUGCUCAGUACUCUAUCCGAUCUCAAUGGUGAUGAGAAAUUUGAACCCUCCAGCAUGGGCCGUGCCGACGAAGUGGUUCAAGAACGAAUCUCCGAUGACGAAUGCAUUCUCGUUAAAGGCACAAAAGCACACACCUCCGCCUCCAUCAUCCUACGCGGAUCGAAUGAUUUCCAGCUGGAUGAGAUGGAACGGUCUGUUCAUGACUCACUUUGUGCUGUUAAAAGAACUCUUGAGAGCGGAAGCAUUGUUCCCGGUGGCGGUGCAGUGGAAACUGCGCUUCAUAUAUACCUUGAGUACUUUGCUCUCACAGUGAACUCACGAGAGCAGCAAGCCAUUGGAGAAUUCGCCCAGUCCCUCCUCAUCAUUCCCAAAACACUUUGUGUCAAUGCAGCAAAGGACUCUACCGAAUUGAUUUCGCAGCUACGCCGCCGUCACGCCGCAUCUCAAUCUCGGGCUGGUGAAGAGGAAAAGGCUCUUGCGCAGCGAAAGGCCUACCAAAACUACGGCCUUGAUCUAAUGAAAGGCAGAGUGGCAGAUUCAAUCAAGGCAGGUGUUUUGGAGCCGAGCAUGAGUAAGAUAAAACAGCUUAAAAGUGCGGUUGAAGCGUGCAUUGCGAUUAUGAGAAUUGAUACUCUUAUCAAGUUGGAUCCGGAACAAAAGGCGGAAGAUGAUGGGCAUGGUCAUUAG